Pedinophyceae sp. YPF-701 is the source of this 1332-nucleotide messenger RNA. The record is from the annotation of a GenBank genome assembly. Lineage: Eukaryota; Viridiplantae; Chlorophyta; Pedinophyceae.
AUGGAUUUCAUGGACUCCCCGAAGACGAGCUCCGUCGGGGAAAUGAGCCUGAAUGGGACGCUCGACGAGUCCCCUCGUCGCGCCGCCCCCGGGUCACCUUUGGACGCCGCUACCAGCCUCGCCGCCAUCCUCUCCCCCGGGUCGCGCCCGUACGAGGCCGCCGAGCUCGCGUCGCCCCGCGAGACCGGCGCGCUCGCCUCCCCGCGCACGCCGCCGCGCGACGCCGCGGACUCGCUCCCCACGCUCCGCCCCCUGCCCGCAACGCCCUCGAACAACAACGACAUUUUGUCGUCGAAAGUGCGCCGCGUGGACACGGAGUUCCAGGCCCUGAAAUUCGAGGUCGCGGACCUGAAACGCGUCGUGGCGGAGUACGGCCGCGCCGCCAACCAGUUCACGCCCUCGUACGCCACCCCCGCGCGCGGCCGCAGCGCGCGCGAGCUCGCCAACCCCCUCGCAGCGGGGCGCUCGGUCGGCGCGAAGGCGAGCCUCGAGCUCCGCGUGGGCGCGCAGGAGAGCCGCCUGAACGAGAUGCGCGACGAGGUGCGGCAGCUGGAGAACGCGGCGCAGCAGGCCGCGGCGGACCGCGGCAACGCAGUGAGGAUGCAGCAGAGGAUCAACAUGCUGGAGCAGAUCGUGACGGCGCCGGAGAAGGUCCCUGGCGCGGAGGCGCUGCGGGACGAGCUGGUGCGGGCGCGGGCGGAGAUGGCGGCGAUGGGGCGGCGGAUUGCGCAGCUGGAGGCGCAGGUGGGGCUGCACCGGGCCGUGCCGGCGGUGCCGGCGGUUGCGGCGAAGGCGGCGCCGGAGCCCGCGGUGCGGAAGGGGAGUGCGCUGGGGAGGGUGUUGGGGGGGGUGUUGCGGGGUGUUCGCGGCGCGGGGGCUGGGAAGGCGGCGCAGAGCGUGCGGGGGAUGAGCGGGGCGGCGCUCGAGGUGCUGACGCGGAUGCUCGUGGCGUUCCUGAUCAACAUGGUCAUCUACUGCUUCCUGGUGUACGGGGCGUCGCGGCAUGGUCCGAGGCCGGCCAGCAGCACGGAAAGCAAGGCCCUCCCGAAGGAUGCGUUCACGGCCGCGGAGCGGGCUGGUGCGGGCCCGCACACAACCCCGCUGGCAGAGUUGUCGGGACACCCGUCCUUCUGGCAGGUCGCGGUGGUGCCUGCGCUCUUCGCGGGCGCCUUCGCAGCGCGUCCGCGCCUCGUCGACAGCCCGGGCGGCGUCGUGCGGCGGCUGGCGAGCAGCGCAGGCGCCACCGGCUGGUGGGCUGCGGCCUUCGUAGGCGGGCACUGCGUCGCAGCGGUCGGCCGGGGGCUCGAACUGCUGCAGAGCAGGUUCACGUAG